Striga hermonthica is the source of this 1269-nucleotide messenger RNA. NCBI's taxonomy places the organism in Eukaryota, Viridiplantae, Streptophyta, Magnoliopsida, Lamiales, Orobanchaceae. The record is from the annotation of a GenBank genome assembly.
AUGAUGGAUCAAGAUCUGGCAAGUAGAUUCCAAAAAUCCAAACUGUCGGAUAGGGAAGAAGGGGGAAUCUCUAUUACCGAAGAAGAUAUUCACCUGGGGAAAAGAGAGUGUGAACUCAGUUUGUUGGGGAAAAUAUACGGAUGCAAAAAGGCAAAUGUUAUGGGACUAAAGACCAUCUUGCAGAACAUCUGGCAUACUCAGUGGCCAUUCCAAACUCGUAAUCUCGGAGACAACAAAUUCCAGUUCGUUUUCCAAUCAGAAGAAGAUAAAAAGAAAAUAUUGGAAGGCAAAGUGUGGUCCUUUGAUGGACAGUACCUCUUGUUGAAGGAGUGGAACCCGGAUACCAGAGGAUUUCCGGAGGAUGGGGAUAAAGUCCAACUAUGGGUGCAAAUCAUGAAUCUGCCGCUGCACUGGGUGUCAGAGGAGACAGGAAUCAAAAUUGGCAAACUCUUCGAAAAGGUACUUGAUGUGCGCAUUCCAGAAACAGGAGAAAUGGGUGGAAGGCUCAUCAAGAUUUUGGUGGAAAUGAAUCUGAAGGAACCCAUCAUCAGAGGAACUCGCAUUAAUCUGGGAACAGAAACUAAGUGGAUAACUUUCAGGUAUGAAAAUCUUCAGACAUUCUGCUACUACUGUGGGUUGAUCGGGCAUGCAGACUUGAACUGUGAGAAAAAGAAAGAGGAUGUGAGAUGCAUGAAGUUGAAUAGUGGACAAUAUGGGGAAUGGUUAAGGGCUGUUCUUGGGAAUAGAAUAGGGAUGAGAGGGGUUAGUUUAGGGGAUAGGUGGAGCCCUAAGGCGGGGAAAGAAAAAGGGAGGGAUGAGAAUAAUACUACAAAUUCUCUGAGUGAGAAGGGUGAGGGCAUUGUAGGAAUAAAUAGAGAAGGAAGUCUAGAAGCUGAGAAGAGGGGAGAAAUGGUAGAUAGAGAAAUUGUUGAUGUUAGUAAUGAACCUGAGAUCAAUAGUAAGGAGAAGGGAGGUGUCAAGGCUCCUAACCAAGGAAUAGUGGAACCAGAGGCAAAUAGCUCUACUCAACCCCAAGAGGGUCUCGGGAAGAGCCAAUCUGAACCAAUGUGUCUUGACAAUUUGGUAGCAAUACCAGUUCAAUCUGUAUCCAGUAGACUUAUGCAGGGUAUUCAAAGCAAAACAGGUAAAAUAACUGGGCUUAAAAAACCUAAACUGAGUGAAACUAGGAGAUUAAACGGGAAGGCAGAUAUGAAUGAGUGCUCAGAUAAAGAACCAGUUAAUGUUGAGGAGAAAAAAAAGAAAACCUAA